Messenger RNA from Strongyloides ratti, 507 nucleotides. RefSeq lists its product as hypothetical. Bases 1 to 507 code for a protein of 168 amino acids. NCBI's taxonomy places the organism in Eukaryota, Metazoa, Nematoda, Chromadorea, Rhabditida, Strongyloididae. The record is from RefSeq and is a predicted model, not a curated record. The transcript is spliced from 4 exons.
AUGUUACCUUCUGAAUUAUUAAAGUAUUUUAAUAUUUCUCAAGGUAAUACUGAAUUUGCUCCUAUUAAAGAUAUCGGACAUUCUGGAGUUUGUACAAAUAUUGUUACUAAUGCUUUUGAAAUAUCUGUAAAUAGUGUUAAAACAUGGGUUUAUCAAUUUGAUGUUGGAAUUAUAAUUACAAUUAAAAAGAAAAAUGAUCAAGUAAAAAGAUACGAACUUAAUAAGACACAACUUGAUGGUAUUAAAAUGAAAGAUUAUUAUUUUCAAACAUUAAAAAUAAUAAUGGAAUGGGCUAAUUAUAACAAUGGUAAAAGUUGUUUUAUUAAUCCAGAAAAAUAUGAAUUUAGUGAAUGUGAUAUGCCACCACUUCCUGAUGCAAAAUAUCUUUGGAUAAGAAGUUUUAAUAGUGUUAGACAAGCUGGUAAUAUAAAGAAUGAUAGUGUUGGUCUUAUUUAUAUUGUUGAUUCUAUUAAAAACUGCAUUUCAUGUGCCACAAUUAUUAAUUAA